UAUAUCUCAUAUAUAGCUACCAAGCAAGAGUACUAUUCUCCCUAGCUAGCUCGCCUUCCCUUCAAUGGCUCAAGUGAUCAAAGCCGGAUACUGGUAUUGCCAGAGUAACUUCCCGGUGGAAGACAUAGAUUCCUCCCUUUUCACCCAUCUUUUUGCUGCCUUUGCCAAUGUGAACGCUACCAGCUACCAAGUCGUCUUUCCAGAAAGGUAUGAGGUGCAGUUUGAGUACUUCACCGAAUCAGUGCGAAAACGAAACCCUGAUGUUAAAACCAUUCUCUCCAUCGUCGGAGAUCCUUCCAUCUUCCGUUCAAUGACUAGCCGUCCUGGCUCCCGGCAAACAUUCAUAGAUGCCUCCAUCUAUCUAGCCCGGAGUUACAACUACGAUGGCCUCAGCCUCCACUGGCGGUAUCCCUACACGAGCGAAGAAAUGGCCAACCUUGGCUCACUCCUCACUGAAUGGCGAGCUGCCGUGAACGAAGAUUCCCGGUGCACUGGAGAAGCGCCGUUGCUUCUAACCGCAGCGGUGUUUUACUCCUCAGACUAUUGGUCUUCCUUGAAAUAUCCGAUUCAGGCUAUCUCAGAUAGCUUGGACUGGGUCAAUGUAUGGGCCGAUGACGUGUACACCCCCGAUUGCUCACCCAAGCUGACUGGACCGCCUGCUCCAUUGUACAAUCCAACAAGCUGUGAACUUAGCGUGGACAGCGGCAUCAGAGCUUGGAUUCAUGCAGGUGUGCCGGCCAACAAAUUAGUCCUCUGCCUUCCAUUUCAUGGACGCAGUUGGCUUCUGGUGAAUGCUGAGAACCAUGAAAUAUUCUCGCCGGCGAACGGACCGGUGCCUGAUAGUGACCCCAUACCAUAUAGCAGAAUCGAGACUAUUGGUGCCGUAAAACAGUUCGAUCCCUCGUAUGUCACGGACUAUUGCUAUUCUGGGACGACAUGGAUUGGUUAUGAUGAUAAAGAUAGCAUUUCUACUAAGGUUAGAUAUGCCAAGAAAAAGGGAUUGCUCGGUUACUUUGCAUGGCAUCUCGACGACGAUGACACUGUUCAGUGGACUCUUUCAAGGGAAGCUUCUGAAGCAUGGGAUAAUGCGUGAUGGUAUCAGUAGAAGCUUCUAUUACAGACAUUAAGGCCAAUAAUUAGAUGUGUCGUGCGUGUUUAGAAGCUUGUAUUAUCCACAAUAAGGCCAAUUAAUAUCAGGUGUGUUGUAAGGCCAAUAAUCAGACCCGCGUGUAUUUGUAACAUAGAAGCUUGUAUUAUCAACAAUAAGGCCUGUAAUCAGAUAUGUCGUGUUUAGAAGCUUAAUUGUAUUAGCUACAUUAAUAAGGCCAAUUAUAAAAUAUGGUGUGUUGUAUGGCCAA
Molecule: messenger RNA, 1358 nt
Organism: Alnus glutinosa
Lineage: Eukaryota; Viridiplantae; Streptophyta; Magnoliopsida; Fagales; Betulaceae
Product: class V chitinase-like
Exons: 2
Coding region: 65-1093 (342 amino acids)
Biological process (GO): carbohydrate metabolic process; chitin catabolic process
Cellular component (GO): extracellular region
Molecular function (GO): chitinase activity; chitin binding
Source: RefSeq, a predicted model, not a curated record